GUCGAGCUGCUCAGGCUUUUACUACGAGCUGCUCAGGCUUUUACUUAAGUCAAGUAUUUUUACGCGCUGCUGGCAGCGCCAAGUUGCCACACACUCGUCAGGACACUCCUUGGACGCCACCCUCAAGCCGUUCGCAGCCAUGCGUACGCGCAGCGGCCGGCAGGCCAGCAAUGACGCCGUGGCGCGCGCCCUCGGCGGCGCGCGCUGGGUGGCCCUGGGCGCGCUAUUAUCCAAAAUCGCGUCCGUGGCCUGCACGCAAAUAGUACUAAGAUUGGCGCCCGUCGAGGUCCUCGGCGUCGCGGCGGCGCGGCUCGAGCUCGUCAUGAACGGGCUCCUCUGCGUCACGCGCGACGGCGCGCGCCUCGCGCUGACGCGGUGCACGACGUGCGCCGAAAAGACCGCGCGGACCCUCGCCUGGGCCUCUGCAUUAAUGGGCUGCGCCGUCGCGCUCGCGUGUGCGGCCGUCGCCCACUUUGGUGUGGAUGCCACGGCCCCCUACCGCGCGCGCGACGCCCUGACCCUCUACUGCCUCGCGGCGGCGGUCGACGCGGGCUCGGAGCCGCUCGAAGCGUUGGCGCGGCACCACGUCCUCACCGCGCCAAGAGCUGUGGCGGAGCCCGCGGCGGCGCUGGCGCGGGGCGCCGUCGCCGCGUUGCUCCUCUGGGCCCGGCCGGACCUCGAGGCGGCAGCUUUAGGCUGGGCCCAGGUCGCCGCGGCCGCCGCCGCCGGCCUCGCGCGCGUCGUCAGCUGGCCCCGCGACCUGCCGGCGCGGCCGGCCCUGCACUUGUAUGAUCUCGACGCGGCGCUGGUCAAGGAUACAUGGCGCUUCGCGGGCCAGGCGGCCGUCAAGCACGUCGCGACGGAGGCGGACCGAUUGGCCAUCGCGCUCCUCGCGACGCCCUACGAGGCCGGCUUGUACGCCUUCGCGACGCACUACGGGUCCAUCAUCGCGCGCCUCGUGCUGGCGCCCGGCGAGGACGCGUGUCGCUUGGCGCUGGCCAAGUGCGCGUCGCACGACCGCGCGGCACGGAUCGGCGGCCUCUUCGCGAAGGGGUCGCUCUACGUCGGCCUCGUCUGCGCCGCGGUCGGCGCGCCCUUCGGCGCCGCGGCCGCCCGGAUCCUCAAAGGGAACGCACCGGACGCCGACGUCGCGGCGUGCGGCGCGGCCCUCGCCUACUUCUGCCUCCAGGUGCCCUUCCUCAGCCUCAAUGGCGUCUGCGAGGCCUGCGCCCACGCGCGCGCCGACGCCCGGGCGCUCUCGUUGUUGUCCGGAGUUCACGUUGGCUGCGCUUUAUUGUUCGCGUUGUGCGCCAGGCCGGCUUUGGCGACGACGGGCCCGCCGGGCCUCGUCGCGGCGGGCGGCGCGGUCAUGGCGCUCCGAGCGCUCGUCGCAUUGUAUUUGGCGCGGGCGCGCGCGUUUCCCAAGCACGGCGGCGCGUUCGUGAAGGCGGCCGCGCCCGACGCCGUGGCUGUAUUCGUCUUCUUGGGUGCGGGCGCCGCCGCGCGGCGGUCGGCGUCAGUCGCGUCCCUGGCGACGCACGUCGCGGCGACGGCUGUGCUCGGGGUGCUGUGCCUCGCGGCGAUUUUUGUUCGGGACCGCGCGUUCGUGACUUCGCUGCUGGGGUCGCGUCGCGCGAAGGAGGAGUGA
This is a messenger RNA of Pelagomonas calceolata, 1648 nucleotides long. The record is from the annotation of a GenBank genome assembly. NCBI's taxonomy places the organism in Eukaryota, Pelagophyceae, Pelagomonadales, Pelagomonadaceae.